Messenger RNA from Paraglomus occultum, 897 nucleotides. The record is from the annotation of a GenBank genome assembly. NCBI's taxonomy places the organism in Eukaryota, Fungi, Glomeromycota, Glomeromycetes, Paraglomerales, Paraglomeraceae.
AUGGAAGAAGCACUGGCUUUGGAAGAGCUCGAUCUCAACUACUAUCGUAGUAAGAAGCUGUACAAGCCCGUAUGGGCCCGUGGAGUCUUUGGUGGACAGGUUAUAGGCCAAGCUCUUAACGCUGCUACUGCGACUGUACCAGAACAGUAUUUCAUUCAUUCACUACACUCAUAUUUCAUUCUCCCGGGUGAUAAUUCUCUCCCGAUACUGUACGAGGUACAACGAGUGAGAAAUGGCAAGUCUUAUUGCACACGGAUGGUGAUGGCUAAACAAAAGGGUCGAUGCAUCCUCUCUCUUAAUUGUAGUUUUGCUCUCCUUGAAAAUGGUCAACCGUUGAGACAUCAAUAUCCUAUGCCCGAAUGUCCCGAUCCGGAGACACUGCCAACACUCAUAGAGAGAUUAAAGUCUUGGUCAAAUCAUCCCGAGGUUCCCAGGUGGUAUAAGUCUUAUAUGGAAAAGAAACUCGUUGCGGAGAUGGAAUACCCGGUUGACUCUCGCAACACUGAUAGAAUAACAUUUGAGGACCUCUCUCAUCCAAAAAAGACGACGAAACAGGCAACCAAAGGCAAUCUCGGAGAUAACCUUGCAUUACAUAAGUGUGCACUCGCCUAUGCUAGCGACGAUAGUUUCCUUUUAACCGCCAUUCGUCCUCACGGGAUGACGCCAUUUCACCAAAUGAUGAUGGCGUCCCUUUGUCAUUCAAUUUGGUUUCAUGAUCCGUAUAUCAGAGCAGACGAAUGGUUACUAUGUGAAAUGGAAUCUCCGCAAAGUGCUAAUGGACGAGGUCUUGCAUUCGGUCGUAUAUUCACGAGAGAUGGCCGUUUGGUAGCAUCAACAGCCCAAGAAGGCGUUAUACGGGUUAUACAGAAAGAUAGGGCCCCAAAGGCGAACUUUUGA